Molecule: messenger RNA, 963 nt
Organism: Colletotrichum orchidophilum
Lineage: Eukaryota; Fungi; Ascomycota; Sordariomycetes; Glomerellales; Glomerellaceae
Product: endo alpha-1,4 polygalactosaminidase precursor
Exons: 2
Coding region: 1-963 (320 amino acids)
Source: RefSeq, a predicted model, not a curated record
AUGGUCUUGCCUCAGCUCGCUCUCCUGACCCUGGCCCCGGCCGGCAUCCUCGGCCUCGCCGCGCCGCUCGGCCCACGCGCCGUGGACUGGGACAAGUGGAAGCCCGGCGUGAGCUUCCAGAUCGUCCUCCACCACCCCAUCAAAGCCGAGACCACGGCCGACAUCAUCCCGGCCAACGCCGAUGUGUGGGACAUUGACCUGCAGCACGCGGUCGACUACGAGAACAUAAUCCCCACUCUCAAGUCAGCGGGAAAGAUUGUCAUGUGCUACUUCAACGGCGGCGCCGUCCAAGACUGGGACGAGGACCUCCAGUCCUUCCCCGCCGCCGUCAUCGGCUCGCCCCUGAACCCGCCCUAUACAGACGAGCGCUACCUCAACAUCAAGGACAGCCGCGUCGUGUCCCUCAUGAAGAAGCGCCUCGAGCACGCCGCGUCAAUCGGUUGCGACGCCGUCGACCCGGACAACAUUGACGCCUGGGCCGAAGACGGCGACGACCCGACGGGCUUCAACCUGACCCCCGCCGACUACGCAACGUACAUCACCGCCCUGGCAGCCCACGCGCACAUCCUCACGACCACGGCUGCGAGGAAGUUGCUCCUGGGCCAGAAGAACGCGCCCACCAUUGCGCCGCAGCUGGCGUCCGUCGCGGAUUUCGCUGUGCUGGAGACGUGUCUUGGCACCCGGACGUCGGACGAGGUCGAGCCCUUCUGCGCCGACUUUCAGCCGUACGUCGCGGCGGGGAAGCCCGUGUUCCAGAUCGAGUACCCGACCAGCGUCCGGGAUGAUGAUGCCAUCGACCAGGCCGAUUACGACUACUUUUGCGUCAACAAGAAUGGAAACGAAGGGUUCAGCGAGGUGUUGAAGCAUGCCAGCGAGCAGGUUGAUGGUUGGGGCCAGUUUUGUGGCUUGGGGCUUACGGGAGCAAGGUUCGAGACGCCGACUAUUGAUGAGGACGAGGAGUGA